Molecule: messenger RNA, 3150 nt
Organism: Closterium sp. Yama58-4
Lineage: Eukaryota; Viridiplantae; Streptophyta; Zygnematophyceae; Desmidiales; Closteriaceae
Source: the annotation of a GenBank genome assembly
AUGGCGUGCAUUGCUCGCCCCGCUCCGCUGCUGUCCUGCAGGCAGCAUUCGGGAGAACGUGCUGUUUGGGGCGCCAUGGGACCCCAUCAGGUGGGGAAGGGGCGCAUGGGACCCCAUCAGCCACCGUGGAUGACGCUAGCAGACCACCAUGUCAUGUCACCAUGCGUCACACACCCCAGGUACCAGCAGGUGAUGCACGCCUGUGCACUGCACGAGGACACAGCAGCCAUGGCAGGGGGUGACGAGGCACAGCUGGCGGACAGAGGGCUCACCCUCUCGGGCGGCCAGCGCGCGCGCCUUGCCCUCGCCAGAGCGCUCUACUCCGAUGCCACUCUGUUGCUGCUCGACGACCCGCUGUCAGCGCUGGAUGCCCGCGUGGCACGCCACGUCAGCGACGCCGGCCUGUUCGGGCCAAUCGCGAGAGGCCGCACCAUCCUGCUCUGCACGCACUCGCCCCCGGUACUGCCACUCGCCCCCGGUACUGCCACUCGCCCCGUUUACUCCUCCCCCUCGCCCACCCAGCUGCUUCCAUGCCCCUCCACCCGUCCUGCUUCUCCCUGCCCCACUCACCUCCUUGAAAUUGUGUGUGCGUGCUGGCAGGCAGUGCAGCGGUCAUCGCUGGUGGUGGCCAUGCAGCGCGGCAUGAUCGUGCACGUGGCACCUCCUGCUGCCCACGCGGCACCCGCUCUUGCCACUCACUUUCACGCCCCUCCACCCCUCUUGCCACUCACUUUCACGCCCCUCCACCCCUCUUGCCACUCGUUCUGGCAGGCAGUGCGGCGAUCAUCGCUGGUGGUGGCGAUGCAGCAUGGCAGGAUCGUGCACGUUGCACCUCCUACCGCCCCCGUGCCUGCUCUCAUGCGUGGGGAUACUGGCGUGGAUAGUGAUGGUGCAUGCACACAUGAUGGCGAGUGCAUGAAUGCAGAUACGCACGGUCUGCUGGUGAGGCUGCUGAGGGAGCAGCGAGGGGAGCGGGAUGCGGAGAAAGGGGGGCAGGAGGGCGAGGGCGAAGGCAGGAAAUGUGGGAUGGAUGGGCGUGGGGAAGGGGAAGGGGAAGGGGUUGCUGCUAGGGAGGUGGCAGGGCAAGCUGAUGGGGAAUCACACGAUUGUUCCACCAAGGAAAGGCAUGGUGGGAGUGGUGUGGAUGGUGCCACUGCUCGCACUGCUGGUGCUGCCUGUGAGGAAAGCCGGCAGCAGGAGGACGGGACCCUGAGGUACUGUGCAGCGGUGGGGUGGCCGCUGCUGGCGCUGGUGCUGGCGAGCCUAGCUCUCAUGCAAGCCUCCCGCAAUGCUGCUGAUGUCACUCUCUCCGUCUGGACCGAUGCGGUGCAGCACGCCCCUGACUCAGAGGCAGCAACAAACGCAUUCUACCUGCGUCUCUUCACCUUCAUCGCUCUUCUCAACUCGCUGCUCACGCUCCUCCGCGCCUUCUCCUUCGCACGUGCCGGCAUGACGGCAGCCCACCGCGUGCAUCACGAGCUGCUCGCUGCUGUUGUGCGCGCGCCCCUGGCAUUCUUUGAUACCAACCCUUCAGGCCGCAUACUCAACAGGUUCUCCUCGGAUCUGUACACGGUGGAUGACUCGCUGCCGUUCAUCGCCAACAUCCUCCUCGCCAACUCCUUCAGCCUCGCUGGCAUCGCUGCGCUGCUGCUCUACACGCAGUGGACGUUUCUGCUUCUCCUGCUGCCUCUCACCUACAUCUACUCCAUCAUCCAGGAUCUCUACCGCCAGUCAUCACGGGAGCUGCGUCGGCUGGACAGUGCAGCGCGCUCGCCUGUGUAUGCUGCAUUCUCGCAGCUGCUGCACGGGGCGCCCACCAUCCGCGCCUUCCAUGCCCAGGAGCACGUGAUGCGGGGAGCAGUGGCCCUCAUGUCGGCCAGUCAGCACGCAUCCUUCUCUGAGAUGGCUGCUUCCCAUGCAACAGCACGUGAGUUGCUAAAGAGUCUCAGCAGAGUGCCCGUGAUGCGGGGAACUAUCACUGUACUGCACUCGCUGCUCUCACUCGUGCUCUACACCCCUCGUCUCCUCUUCCAAGCUGCCACGGCCACAACAGCAGCAGUCUCGCCUGGCCUUCUGGGUCUGGCCCUGGCAUACGCGCUGCCCAUAGUGUCGCUGCUCAAUGGCACGCUCACCUCCCUUGCUGACACCGAGAAGGACAUGGUGGCAGUGGAACGAGUGCUGGAGUACCUGGAUCUGCAGCACGAACCAGACGCCCCUCCUCUGAGCCCUCUAUCUGGCGCACAAGGGCAGGAGGGGGAGGGCGCAUGGAAGGACGCACAUGCAGGAGGAGAAGGGGGGGCGGCCGCAGGAGGAGGGGAGCGGGGGAAGUGGCCAAGGGAGGGGGAGGUGGAGUUCCGGCGUGUGAGCAUGGCGUAUCGGGUGGGGCUGCCUCUUGUGCUCUCAGACGUCUCCUUUCUCAUUCCCGGCAGCUCUCAGGUGGGCAUAGCGGGCCGCACAGGGGCAGGCAAGUCCUCCCUGCUGGCCGCCCUCUUCCGCCUUCGACCGCUCACUCUGCCCUCUGCCACCACUACAACCUUCAUCAGCACCAGCAGCACCAGCAGCAGCAGCAUAACGGCAGCACACUUUGAUAGCAGCAGUACAGAGAGUGGUAUAUUCAUUGAUGGGGUCAACACGGCCCAUGUCAGCCUGUCCUGUCUGCGCACUGCCCUCGCCAUCAUUCCCCAGACGCCCCUCAUCUUCCACGCCCCUAUCCGGGACAAUCUGGAUCCCGAGGGGAAGCAUGCUGACGUGGCAUUGUGGGAUGCCGUGAGGAAGUGCCACCUGGAUGCAGCAGUGGGGCGGCUGGGAGGGCUGGAUGCCAUGGUGGGUGGGGCGGCAGGGGGGCUGUCACUAGGAGAGCGGCAGCUGCUGUGCCUGGCUCGAGUUAUGCUCAGAAAAUCAAAGGUGCUCUGUUUGGAUGAGUGCACGGCCAAUAUUGAUGCUGCCACGAGUGCACUCAUGCAUGCCACAAUAGCUCGGGAGUUCCAUGGGGUCACCACCAUCACCAUUGCGCACCGAGUCUCCUCACUGCUCUCCCUCCCCCGUGUCCUCAUCUUUGAGGCUGGGGCGCUUGUUGAAGAUGGCAAUCCCAAAAACCUCUUGCUCAAUCCAGACUCCAAGUUUGCAUUGCUGUUUAGAGCAUCCAUGUAG